UCCUCCUCUGAGCUUUCAGUGUAACCACGGAUUCUCGAACCCGCAGCACGCAUACCGUUAUCCCUCCGAUCCCGCGACGCGAAGUAACUGCGAUCAAAAUGCCCGUUUAGUGUCUACGAAAGUUUCUUCAGACUUUAUCACGGAUUCUCUUUCCUUACUGGAGUUACUGGACAGCUGAGGACGAACAACAUGAAGUACAAAAACUUGAUGGCCAAAGCGUUGUACGACAACGUCCCCGAAUCCCCAGAAGAGCUGGCGUUUCGGAAGGGCGACAUUCUGACGGUCAUCGAGCAGAACACAGGCGGCCUUGAGGGAUGGUGGUUGUGUUCGCUCCACGGUCGGCAGGGCAUCGCUCCCGGCAACCGUCUCAAGCUGCUUAUUGGGCCGAUGUUUGAAGGACAGUCACCGGCCUCGCCCUCUCCGCCUCAGGGUCACGCCCUACAGCAGAGACCGCUCACCCCUCAGGGUGUGUACCAGGUGCCACCCUCUCACCAGAGCCCACAGGGACAGGGUAUCUAUCAGAUCCCACCAUCAAAAGAUGUGUACCAGGUCCCACAAAGGAGUGCGAUGGCUGUGGAUGGAACGCAACGCAAGGUGGUGACCCCAGUACGUGUUGGACAAACAUAUGCUUACAGUCCUGUUUCAGACUCAUCUCAUGAUCUCUAUGAUGUUCCUCCUGUUCGACAAGAGGGGCUCUACGAUAUUCCACCGAGCAAACAGACAGGACAGCACAACACUUCCAGAUCCCAGUGUCUUUACGACACACCACCUUCCCAAGAUCUUCGAUCGAGAGAUCUGUAUGAUAUACCGCCAACAUCACAAGGGGCAUAUUCCACACCUCCUUGUCGGAACAACAUCGCACAAGAUGAAGGGAAUUAUGACUUUCCACAGCCUUCCAAGCACAAGCAAGAGGGCGUAUAUGAUGUUCCACCAACAUCUCUUUCCAAAACAUCCCCGUGCUCCAACUACGACUUCCCGCCCAAGUCCGAGCCCAUCUCCCGACUGGCCGCGAAUGACAGCAGCGGUAUCUACGACGUUCCCGCUAGUCAACUCGCCACUGGUGGAUCUCAGGACUUGUACGACAUUCCACGUGGAUUGCCUUCAUCUCAGCACAGACCAAACAGGAAUAAGGGCGUCUACGAUGUUCCUCCAACAGAUUCCCGGUCGGUCGCCGACGUGACCGAUGGCGUCAACCGUUUGUCGUUUUCCAGCACGGGAAGCACUCGGAGCAGCAUGUCCACGUCCUCCUCUUCAGCCGGCUCUCCGGCCGAGGGUCGUCUGGCGUUGGAUUUGGACUCGGCGUUACAACGAUUGGGUCGCCUCCAACAAAGUCUGGAAUCUUCUGUCGGUGCGUUGCAAACUUUAGCAGCUUCACCCCACUGGAGAACAUUCGGAUUUGUGGAACGUCACGCCAACGAAGUCCGUGUCUCAUUGGAGCGCAUCAAAGGUGCGCUCACCGAAUUCCUCGUAUUUGGACGUGGGGCGGCUGCAAACGCCACCGCGCUGUCAGAUUCGGGACUGCAUUCGAAGUUGCGACGCCAGCUGCAGCGUCUAGAAGAUUCUCAGCAGAUUCUUCAGCAAACACACCAGACUCUAGACAACAGCAGCUGGGCACUUAAUAUCCUGGCAAUGGGUGCUAAGCAACAAAGCAAGAGCGAUGAACUGGAGCGUUUCGUAAUGGUGUCACGAACGGUGCCCGACGAUGCCAAACAGUUGGCGUCAACGAUAGGGAGCAGCGCUGAGCUCCUCUUCAGGAGAGCGCCGAUCGAAGGAAUCGUUCACCCGUUCACCUGCACUCCCACAGAUGAUGACAGCUACGGAGGACAGACCAAACCGUUUCCAGUGUCACAGGACAAAGAGCACAUGAACAGCGAAAAGUGUGUGAAAAGCUGGAUGGAAGAUUACGACUACGUCCAUCUGCAGGGAAAAGAUGAAUUUGAACGGCAACAGAAAGAACUUUUGGAGAAGGAAAACAUUGUCAAACAGAACAAAGUUAAACUUGCCCAAGAUCAGCUGAACCAAUUCAAACAACUGGAACAGGAAGUGAUCAAACCGGUCGAGAGUGACAUCAACAAAUGGAUCACCCACCAACAUUCAACAGGCUCCUCCUCCUCAGACUCCUCCUCCAAUUUUUCCGCAGGAAGCGGAGCGCCGGUGUGUUUACGGGAUCGACAGCUAUUGGGCUUCUACGCCGACCAAUGCGAACAGCACUUUGUGACAUUGCUAAACGCAGUGGACGCUUUUUUCGGCUGCGUAAAAGCAGGACAGCCUCCGCGAAUCUUCGUGGCACACGGCAAAUUCGUCAUUCUUAGCGCCCACAAGCUCGUGUUUAUCGGAGAUACGCUCUCGAGACAGGUGACGACGGCAGAAGUGUCAAAUCGGGUGAUGAACUUGAGCAACAUGCUGUGCGAGAUGCUGAAGACGGUCGUGAGCGCCACCAAGACGGCCGCCCUUCAUUAUCCGAACACGGCCGCCGUGCAAGAAAUGGUCGAUCGUGUGACAGACCUCUCGCAUUUGGCACAACAAUUCAAAGUGCAGCUUUCGCAGAUGGCUGCGUUGUGAUGUCAUCGUGACCCAGCGUUCGAACAAAGACUGGACAUGCGUACAUAUUUAUAUACAUUGCAUGCAUUUACUGAAGUUACGAUCUUUGUAUAUAGUCCUGCUUUCUUUAUUUCUGUAAAUAUUUGGCUCUAUUUUUGUGUAGAUUUGUUUUAUAUAAUAUUAAUAAUAAUAAUAAUAUUAAUAACUUGUAUGGCUAUAAAUGAUGUGUUUGUAGACUGAAAUGUUAACAUUCCUGAUAUUUGUGUAUUAGACACCUUACGAGUCUUUAACUGCUUAUUAUUGUGUAUCGAUUAUUGCCAACACCUACAAAAUGAAAACGGUUUGAAAGCGUAUUUUGUACAUUUGAUGUUUUUUGUGAUGUUCGCUCUACAAAGAGCACAGACUGAAGAAAGUAAAGAUUUUUGUCUUUGCUGUA
Molecule: messenger RNA, 2977 nt
Organism: Misgurnus anguillicaudatus (oriental weatherfish)
Lineage: Eukaryota; Metazoa; Chordata; Actinopteri; Cypriniformes; Cobitidae
Gene: nedd9
Product: neural precursor cell expressed, developmentally down-regulated 9
Biological process (GO): cell migration; cell surface receptor protein tyrosine kinase signaling pathway
Cellular component (GO): plasma membrane; cytoplasm
Molecular function (GO): protein binding
Source: RefSeq, a predicted model, not a curated record